AUGACGACAACUCCAGCGGCCUAUGCUGCAAAAGUAGUGUCCUCUUCCUCAUUUUCAGAAGCACGAUCAAGAGCUCCAAAAAUAGUUCAAUCAUAUCUUCUUGAUUUUCCCGUAGCAACGGCACGUGCGAAAAUCAGAGAAGAGUUUGAAAAAAACCGUUAUGUUAGCGAUUUAAGGGUAAUUGACGUCUUGAUUUUUAAAGGCCGUGCCGAAUAUCAAGAAACCCUUAAUAAUUGGAAAAUGGACACGCAUAUCAUGAGAUACUUUUCGAAAGACGAAUCACCUCCUAAGCCCGAAGGUUUUCUGGAAAAAUUUUAUGGUAUAGGAUUUAAUUUUGGCACAUAA
Racocetra fulgida is the source of this 345-nucleotide messenger RNA. NCBI's taxonomy places the organism in Eukaryota, Fungi, Glomeromycota, Glomeromycetes, Diversisporales, Gigasporaceae. The record is from the annotation of a GenBank genome assembly.